UUUCUUCAUUUUAUGAUAUUGUGAAUGUGGUGACUAUAAAAAGAAUGGAUCACUGUGACAAAGAGAGAAGGAAAGUCAAUCCAAGGGAAAGAGCGAAUAUAUUUUCCUUAAUCACUUUUUCAUACUUAGUAGGUCUAUUCAAAAAAGCUUUCAAACGCGAUCUCAAAGAAGAAGAUUUGUACGAGGUAUUAACUAAAUGUAAUUCGAAAAGAUGUGGAAAUAAAUUGGAAGAGCAAUGGAUAGUAGAAACUGAAAAGAACGAGCAACCGUCUGUUGUCAGAAUGUUAUGGAGGAGAUAUGGUUGGAGGUAUGUUUGGAUGUGCUUCGUUCAUGCGGUGGUUCAAAUAUUCAGAACCGUGUUGGAACCUUACGCUAUCACCAACCUCAUAGCAUACUUCCAACCAGGACAAACAACUUUGACAAAAACUGAUGGCUAUCACUAUGGUGCUCUGCUGAUAUUUGCUCGUCUUUCAUUUCGUUUCUUCAUUCAUAAUUACAUUCUCUGGGUGCAACAGCUUGGGCUUGAAGUAAAAACUUCAUUCUCUUCUUUACUGUACAGAAAAGCUCUUAGAAUUACUCCUACCUUUUUAUCUAAAAUAACACUAGGAAAUAUAGUGACCCUGGUAACCAAAGAUGUUCAUACAUUUAAAGAUGCCAUAUGGAUUUUGAGUGAUGUGAGUUACGCAGUGAUCCAAGUAUGUAUCGUAUCAUAUUUGAUAUUUGCAAAAAUUGGUAGUACGUCCUUUAUUGGUAUCGGAGUAUUGUUUCUGUCUAUACCCGUUCAAGUUCUAAUAGGAAAGUGGAUAAACAAAUUGAGAUUAGAAACUGGAGAAAAAACUGACGAGCGCUUGCAAGUUACUCAAGAAACACUGUCAACCAUAAGAAUAAUCAAAAUGUACGCAUGGGAAAGUUUUUUUCAAGACAAAAUCAACGCUGCAAGAAGGAAAGAAGUGAACAAAAUGCUUCGGGGUUUCUAUUUGAGAACUGUUUUAGUCCUAAUUGGGGUCCUCACCUCCAAUCUGGGUUUCUAUAUACUAAUAAUUGCAUACAUCUGGAUGGGAUUUUCAUCGGAUACCACAAUUGUGUUUUAUCUUCUCUCCAAUUUCCAUGCCCUCAGAGAGACUCUUGGAGUGAAAAUACCGUACAACAUCGGAAAGGUGGCAGAACUGAUGUCUGCUGGAACGAGAGUAAAUAGACUGAUCAAAGCUGAUGAGUUGCAUCCACAUUAUUUCGACUAUAUACCUGCAUACAAACCACUGGUUGAGAUGAAAGAAGCGAAGGUACACAUAGGCAAUAAGGAAAUACUGAAUAUAAUAUCUUUGACAGCAGAUACAGGUUUAACAAUCGUAACAGGUUCGGUUGGAUCUGGAAAAAGUUCACUUCUGAAGACUAUAUUGCAAGACUAUCCACUGACAAGUGGUAACAUUAUCUCAUAUGGCCGUAUUUCAUACGCAUCUCAAGAUCCUUGGUUGUUUCCAUCAUCUAUUAAACAGAACAUCCUGUUUGGAGAACAGUUCAAUGAAAAACGAUAUCUAGACGUUAUACGAGUUUGUGCACUACAGUAUGAUUUUGAUCUUUUGGAAAAGGCUGAUGAAACCAUAGUAUCCGAUAGAGGAAUGAAUCUAAGCAAAGGGCAGCAGGCUAGAAUAAAUUUGGCCCGAGCAAUUUACAAAGAGAGUGAAAUUUACCUACUGGAUGAUUCUUUAACGGCACUUGAUGCUCAUGUCAAAGAUUAUAUUUUUGAAGAAUGUAUAAAAAAUUACUUGAAAGAUAAGAUAUGUAUUUUAGUUAGCCAAACAGCCAAUCAUAUUGAUGAAGCAGAUAAUGUUAUUAUUAUGGAUAGAGGGCAGAUAGUGGAUUCUGGAAAACCCAAUGAGAAAAUUAUUCAAGAGGUGAGGGAGAUGGUACUUGAAGAUGACGAUCUUGAGAAUGAUGUAAUAGAAGACGAGGAGGAUACGGAGAAAGAUGAAGAGUCGAAGUUGUUGGAAACAGAACAAACCACUGUUGGAAAAAACAUAUAUAGGGAAGUAAAAAAGGAAGGAAAGGUCAAUCUAGUCGUUUAUCACAAAUAUAUAGUAUUCGGAGGAGGACUGAUAAUGGUUUUAGUUAAUUUGGUGUUAGUAAUCACUACACAAACCACGCAAAGUUUAGCAGAUAAAUUAUUGACCAAAUGGGUUGAUGAGAAGCAGAAAGUUCUGACCUUACAAGAGGAGAUUCAGUUUCCAAGUGUCACCACGAAUAUUUUUGACUUGAAUCAUACAGUUUCAAAAGCCGAAGCAACAGAGAACAAAACUUUCAGAAUGUAUUCAGUAUUUUUGCUUUCCAACACCAUUCUUGCGCUGAUGAUGACAUAUGCAAUUUUCGACUUUUGCAGAAGGGCUUCCAUAAAAUUACAUACAGCUUUAGUCGGCAGUGUUGUCAACUCUGUCAUGUCUUUUUUUGAUUCUCACUUCAUCGGUAACGUUUUGAAUAGAUUUUCGGAAGACUUGGCACAAAUUGAUGAGCAUUUGCCAUUUAUUCUGAAAGAAUGUUUGGGGGUACUAUUUGCUACAAUUGGUCACAUAGGACUGGUUCUCACAGUGGAUACACGUUUUAUUAUUUACAUUUCAAUCGUGUGCUUUCUACUUCUGGUGAUCAGAACUAUUUAUAUCCCGACAGGAAGGAGUUUGAAGAGACUUGAGGCUUCCUCUCGCAGCCCCAUGAUCGGUCAUUUAAAUGCAACUCUAGAUGGAUUGACAACAAUAAGAGCAUACAAAGCGGAACGUAUCCUCAUUGAUGAGUUUGAUCGGCAUCAAGAUCUAUAUACUUCAGCCUAUUACACGUCAAUUUGUUCCUUAAGAGGAUUCAACUUCUUCAUGGAUUGCAUCGGUUCCACGUUGCUGAUUUCAGUUGUAAUAAACUUCUUAUUCUUUGACACUGGUGCAAGUGCAGGCAACGUCGGACUUGCUUUGACUCAAGUUACUAGCCUUGGAAAUUCCAUUCAAUGGGGUCUUCGUCAGUGGUCUGAAAUGGAAAACAAUAUGACUUCUGUGGAAAGAGUUUUAGAAUACGCAGGAAUCCCAUCGGAGAAAAAAGGUGGAGAGGUUCUUGACAACUGGCCAACCGAUGGUACUGUGGAAUAUGAGAACGUUUGUCUUGCUUAUAAUAAUGAAAAGAUACUGAAGAAUUUGACCUUCGAAGUGGAGCCGAAACAAAGGAUUGGUAUAGUUGGGAGAACUGGAGCAGGAAAAUCUUCACUGAUAUCAUCAAUCUUUAGACUAUAUGACGUUCAGGGCAAAAUACUCAUUGAUGGAGUUGACAUCAGAAGGUUAUCAUUGAAAUUUCUCAGAAAAAAACUUGCUAUUAUACCACAGGACCCAGUGCUGUUUUCUGGUACAGCACGUACAAAUCUCGAUCCAUUUAGAGAAUUCGAAGAUGAAGAACUGUGGUCCGUUCUCGAAAAAGUUGAUUUGAAAAAUUCCAUUUCCAAUCUAGAUAAUGUGAUAGGGAGCGUCUCAAACUUCAGUUGUGGACAGAAGCAACUUUUCUGUUUGGCUAGAGCCCUCUUACGAAAAAGUAAAAUUCUUAUUUUGGAUGAGGCUACAGCUAAUAUGGAUCAUGAAACAGAUGCGAGGUUGCACAAGACUAUAAGCCAGCAUUUUACAGACUGCACAGUAUUCAUAAUUGCUCAUAGGUUGCAUUCUAUUUUGGAAUGUGACAAAGUGAUGGUCCUAGACAAAGGCGUUCUAAUAGAAUUCGACGAUCCACUAUCGCUGCUAGAAAACGAAAAUGGGAUAUUCCAUAAAAUGGUGAAACAAGCCGGCUUACUCAAUUAUCUGAGUUAAUGAUGGAAAAAUAUGUGGAAAUAAUUCGAUUUUUAUCAAUAUGACUAUUUAUUUCAUUGUUAUCGUGACGCUGACCUCGACCUUAACCUUCACAUGGAUUUUUCCUGGUUCAUGAGGAAUAUAUUUGCCAGAAUAUACAAGUUGUCGACCGAAAUGGAAUUUUUCAUUUAUUCAACAAAUCUUUUUCAUGUAGUCUGUGAAGUGGCGUCAUAUAUGGAGUCUUCUAUUUUUGUUAUCAUAGGUUAGUUUUCUGUGCCAGUAGAGCUUUGAAAUUUCUACAUAUUUCCACUUGGAUUUCGACUAUGAAGACUAUGAGAAAGAGUUGCUAUUCUAUCAAAGAUUCACCCUUACGAGUCCAACAGUAGUUCCUAGAAAGCGAUGAGAAAUUAUUCAAAAAUGUGUUUUUUCAUUGAUUUUUAUCAUCUGUAUAACAGGGCAUUCUCGAACAUAUUGAUUGUUGUUUCUUCUUGAUAAUUAUAAAAAUAUAGAAUCAUAGAAAAUAAAAAAAA
Leptinotarsa decemlineata (Colorado potato beetle) is the source of this 4333-nucleotide messenger RNA. Its product is annotated as probable multidrug resistance-associated protein lethal(2)03659. NCBI's taxonomy places the organism in Eukaryota, Metazoa, Arthropoda, Insecta, Coleoptera, Chrysomelidae. Gene Ontology annotation, biological process: transmembrane transport. Gene Ontology annotation, molecular function: ABC-type transporter activity; ATP hydrolysis activity; ATP binding. Gene Ontology annotation, cellular component: membrane. The record is from RefSeq and is a predicted model, not a curated record.